AUGGCUGAAAUCGAAACCGUACUUGUCCGAGACUUCCCAAGUCUCGAGACUCCCAGGAACAAUCGGAAACCUGGAGCAAAGUCGUUGAAUAUGUCUUCCAGUGCAAGCACCUUUGUGGAGACACCAAUGGCAAACGAUGACUCUCCUGACACCUUGCAUAUUCGAGCAAUCAGUACAGAGGGAAAGAGGACUACCGAUAUUCUCAAAGACUUGGAUACUCCACCUCGAAGCAACCACAGGAAGUUAUUUCUGUCAAAGAUGAUGGAAGAGUUCCCUUCACCAGCAAUUCCAAAUGGAAUUCUGUCUCCAUCCAUGUCGGAAGUUACGGCGCCAUCUGCAUUCAAAGAACGCAACCAUAGCUUUGCAUCUUCAUCUCCAAGCGUUUCUGAUAUUGACUUUUCUAUUAGUCAAACUUCUAUGAAACCCAGCCUUCUUUUCCGUGAAAAGGAAACCAAGAGAGCCAUGGACUUUUCGACUGUUUUCAAGUCUCGAUCAGCACCUGUUCGAAAUCAUCCUGCUGCGGUCCUUCCGGUAACUCCAGAGGCGGAAAGUGAAAAGAAACCGAUGGCUCGCGAAAGUUGGCAGCUUCACAAUACUCCUGAGAGUCAGCCAGGGCGAAUUGUCAUCAAUAGUCUAAUCCGUGACGACGUCUCUUGGUGUGCCUCGUCAGCCUGCCCCUUUGACUGCGUCGAAGACUACGACCAUACUUCUGUGCCUCCAGCACUCGAGGAGGCUAAUUCAACGGCAAACAAGGAGAGUGGCUUAUCUGGACUUUUCAAAAAGAGCUCCAUUUCUAGGCAUCGUUCCAUUCCUGAAUCUAGAGCCGAGAAUCACCAGACUGGUGCUAGAGAUAACGAAGGCGAGGUCGAGACUCAGGACAAUUCUUCAACCAUGGUUGGAAUGGUGAUGAGAGUAGAACGGAUGAGUAAACUCUUCGGUUUUUUUUCCAAGAUUUCGGCUUCGAGCGAACAACGCGUCGAAGGAUCCAUGCCUGACGAUGAAGCGAUGGAUACAGAGAAAGAAGUUGUUGACAUAGAGGGGGGGGAGCCGGUUGAUAGUGAAUUUGCAGAAUCCCUCGGCAAAAACAUCUCGAAUGAACACCCUAUUGAUGAGUCUCCCGGACAAAAUUUGUCUUCUAGUGGCUCUGAUACACAGAAAACGAAAGAGUCACCAGGAAAUCCGGAAAACAUGAUAUCGGGGAAUAAAAAGGAUGUUCCUGAGCUCGACGACACAGUGGCUCCAAGCAGAUCUUAUGAUGAUGACGCUGAACAUUCUUCACAACAAACGGCUGAACAAAGCAAACGAUAUGCCAAGAGAUUUAUUUUUUACAUCUUUGUUCCAGCCCUUGUUUUGUCAAUCAUUAUCCUCGCGAGCAUUCUUGUCAAACGAAUGACCGACCGAGAAACUUCGUAUUCUGUCACGUCUCAGACGCUUCCACCGACCGAUAUUUUUGACUUUAGAAGCGAACAAACACGACGUCCAAUUGACGUGCCUCCAUUUUUUGACAACACUCACAAGCUCUGCAAUGAAGCACAAAAGUUAACCCCAUCAAGUAAAACGUAUGACUCGAUGAGUCGUACAGCUUGGGACAAUACCAUCAAUACCUGUGGCGACUCUUUAGAGUUUGGAUUUGCAGCUUGGUACUCUGUCACAGUUGACGAAAGCAGAUUCAUGGAAGCUUCAACUUGCAAUGAUGCAGACUUCGAUACUCAGAUCACGAUCAUGUCUGGUGUUUGCGAAGAGCUCAGUUGUGUUACAUUUAGUGACAAUGAAUGUGGUGCUCAGAGCCGAGCUACUUGGUAUGCUGAAAAAGGAAAGUCUUACGUUGUUGUUGUUGGCGGAUACCGCGAAGAAUGGGGGGAAUACACUUUAAGUCUCAAUCCUACUACCAUUAACGACAAGUGUCAAGAUUCUGUUUCAUCAGUGGCCAUAGACUCAACUGUCUUUGGUACUACAUCCGGAGCGACAAUCGAGGACCUUCCGAGUUGUGGUGGUGUAGACACCACCAAGCCUGGAGUUUGGUAUGAGGUAUCGAAUGUUGACGGUCCAGUAAAUGCCGAUGUAAUUGGUCGUGGGUUUAAUUUUGCGGGACAGGUUUCUGUUUACGAUGGAAGCUGUGACGCACUAUCUUGUGCGGCAGGAAGCAAGUCUGGCUCCGUCACAUGGGACGCACUCCCUGGUUCAACGUACCACGUGUAUGUCAAUGGAGAAGCAGUCGAUGGCGACUUUGGCCUCUUCCUCGGUAGGGAGAACAAGGAGAGCUGUAACGAAGCUUCGCCACUUCAACCAAGUAACUUUGCAUACAUCUCGAGUACAAGGGAUGCAAGACAACAAGAAGUCGAAUCCUGCGGAUUUGAUGGAAGACAACACUCAGCUCCUGGUAAAUGGUUCUCGCUCAUCGGAACAGGAAAUGAGUUCAAGGUUAGCACUUGCAGCGCAGACGUAGAUCUUGAUACUGAGGUAUCUCUAUUCCAGGGUAGCUGCGGCGCGUUGCAGUGUGUUGCUGGAACAGGAAGGGCUUUGCCAUGCGCAGAAGGGGGUGUGAUUUCUUGGAAGACUGUACCCGAUUCAAUGUACUAUAUUUAUGUGUCUGGGCGAGGAUCUCGAGUAGGCGACUUCUGGUUGACAAUUGAAGAAACAGAAGUGGUAGGAUCAAUUUGUACAGAACACCUUGCAUUGGGAGCAUUCUCGACUAAAAGCAUUAAAGGAUUUAUUGAGGUUGGAUCCACAGAACCCGUUCAGAUUGAAGGGCUAGUCGGGACUGCUCGCGGUGUAUGGUAUGAAUUAAUUGGAACUGGAAACCUAGUUGAGUUAUCGGUCUGCGGAAUGGACAGUAGCUUUGAUGGCCGCGUGUCGGUGUCGACAGGUGAUUGCUCUGAUCGAAUAGUCCUUGGACAGACAUCAAAGUGCGGAGAAGAUGGCGAUAACGUCAAAUUCGUAACGACGGUUGGACACAAAUACCAAGUUUUUGUACAUGGUGACGACGAUGAAGCUACUGGCGAAUACACAUUGAGCAUGAAGGAUUAUGAUGAAUUGAAUGAUCGCUGUGCACUUGCCCUGCCCUUAGAGACUGUGAGUGGUGUAUAUUUUGGUAGUACAACGAAUGCUAUCAUUAGUGAUGCCAUUGAUGUCAUUGAUGCAAAGAAUACUGUUGCAUCAGCUCCAUCUGUUACUAGUACACCAACGAGACGACCUACCAUUGUUCCUACCUCCGCACCAUCUGCACUUCCAACAGAGACGUCAAAUGAGGAUGAAAAAGCUGACAACAAGGGUGGAAAGGAUAAGAAAGACAAGGAAAAUAAGAACAAGGACGGUAGAAAAAUCCAAGAGAUCAUUGGCAGCUGUGACUUUAUUCCUCCGACUUUCGGCUUAUGGUACAAGAUCGAUGGCAGUGGCGGGGAUAUCAUCGUUUCGACUUGUUCGGAGGACACAAACUUCGACACAGCGAUCGAUAUCUUUAUUGGCGGAUGUGGAGACUUGCAAUGCAUAACUAGCAACGAUGAUAGUUGCGGUUCUCAGAGUCUGUUGGCGACUUCUCUUUGA
This is a messenger RNA of Cylindrotheca closterium, 3543 nucleotides long. The record is from the annotation of a GenBank genome assembly. NCBI's taxonomy places the organism in Eukaryota, Bacillariophyta, Bacillariophyceae, Bacillariales, Bacillariaceae.